AUGGUCGCACCCUCAACCACACCGCGGGCAGGCCCGAACCAUCCUUCCGUCUCGCCCUCCGCCAAACGCACCUCGCUCCGCCUCAACAUCGCAUUCUUCCUCUUCGGUCUACUCAAUAACUCGCUCUACGUAGUCAUCCUUACCGCUGCGCUCGAGCUGCUUCCCCAGGGCGUGCCGACGGGCCUCGUCAGCUUCGCCAACAUCUUCCCUGCGCUCAUCGCCAAAGCGGUCUGGCCAUACCUCCUCAAAGGAGAGGUGCGCUAUACGAAGCGAGUAUGGAGCUGCGCAGCGUUGAGCUUUGUCGGCAUGCUCCUGGUGUCCUUCUUUCCGGCGUUGACGAUGCGCUUGUUCGGCAUCAGCCUGGCGAGCUUCUCGUCGGGAUUGGGCGAGCUGACGUUUUUGCAGCUGAGCACGCGGUAUGCGCCCAAGCGGAGCGGAGGGAGAAGGAGCGGACUGAGCGAGGUGGAGCUGGCCGGGGCCGGAUUGGAGACCAACUUUGCGGGCGAUGCAGUGGGGUGGUUUGCGAGCGGGACUGGAGCAGCGGGGCUUGUGGGAGCGGGAGCGUGGUGGGUCGUGAGGCCACUGGGCGUCCAAACGGGGAUGGCGAUACUGAGCGUGCUGCCGGGAUUCAUGGUGCUUGCAUACACCGUGGUGCUCCCCUCCGUCGAGCAGCUACUGGAAGGCGGCGGGAAGGGGGGCGAGUACGUACCCGUUUCAACAGACGAUGAUAGAACGUCCCAAGACGACCUCGAUGCCGACGCGGACGACUCUACGCCUCUCGUCCAUCCCUCUACGCCAGAUCCCGCCACAAUCCGCCUCAGCUUCGCCGAAAAGAUGUCUCUCUUACGCCCAAUGCUCCUCCCUUACAUCCUGCCGCUCGUCACGGUCUACUUUGCCGAAUACACCAUCAACCAAGGCGUCGCACCAACGCUCAUAUACCCACUCCCUACACCAUCCAACCACCCUUUGCUCGCGCACAUCAUCCGCAAGCUGACCGACUACUAUCCGCUGUAUCAGCUGGUCUAUCAGACAUUCGUGUUCCUCUCGCGGUCGUCGAUAUCGAUCUUCCACCUACCGGCUAUCCCACGGUCGCUCCUGUGGCUACCUGCGAUCCUUCAAACCUCCCUACUAGCGAUUCUCACCACCGAGAGUCUGUACGCAUGGUUUCGCACGAGCAUAGUCAGCCCCUUGGUCAUCGUUCUGAUCUGCAUCGAGGGUCUCGCCGGCGGUGCAGCCUACGUCUCUGUAUUUUACAGCAUCGGCGUCGAUGCUCAUCCCCAUCCCCCGUCGGGGGCAGAGGACGAGGACGAGACGUAUAGACUAGCCAAAAAGGCACAGGAGCACGAGUUUCGCAUUGGCUGCGUAGGCUUCGGCGACAGUCUGGGCAUCCUAGCCGCAAGCAUCAUCAGUAUGCCCCUGCAGGUGUCGCUCUGCAACGCACAGGUGCGUUCUGGCAGAGAACUGUGUAAGCAGGCGUAG
Kalmanozyma brasiliensis GHG001 is the source of this 1479-nucleotide messenger RNA. RefSeq names its product Batten's disease protein Cln3. The coding region runs from base 1 to 1479 and encodes 492 amino acids. Gene Ontology annotation, cellular component: membrane; vacuole. The transcript has a single exon. Lineage: Eukaryota; Fungi; Basidiomycota; Ustilaginomycetes; Ustilaginales. Gene Ontology annotation, biological process: regulation of intracellular pH. The record is from RefSeq and is a predicted model, not a curated record.